AUGACCGCCUCCCUCGCCGUGGCCGCCUCGGCUCUCCCCAAGCCCGCGCCUAGUGCAACCUCCAGCGGAACAGCUGCCAGCUCCAGUGCCAGCUCCGGCUCCAGCUCCGGCGGCGGCGGCGGCGGCGGCGUCCAGAUCGUCAACAACCUGGACUCCACCGUCUACUUGUGGUCCACCUCCAGCGAUGCCGGCAGCAUGCAGAAGCUGAACUCCGGCGGCGGCACCUACUCCGAGGACUGGCAGACCAACUCCAACGGCGGCGGCAUCUCCAUCAAGCUGUCCACCUCCGAGAGCCAGGACAGCGUCCUGCAGUUCGAGUACACCACCAGCGGCGACGACAUCUACUGGGACCUGUCCUCCAUCGACCUGGACUCCAGCUCCGACUUCGUCUCCGCCGGCUUCUCCGCAAGCCCCUCCGACUCCAGCUGCAAGUCCGUCUCCUGCUCGGCCGGUGACAGCAACUGCGCCGAAUCCUACCAGAACCCCGACGACAAGGACACCAACAGCUGCUCGUCCAGCUCCGGCUUCACCCUGACCUUGGGUUAA
Aspergillus steynii IBT 23096 is the source of this 546-nucleotide messenger RNA. RefSeq lists its product as uncharacterized. The transcript has a single exon. Lineage: Eukaryota; Fungi; Ascomycota; Eurotiomycetes; Eurotiales; Aspergillaceae. Bases 1 to 546 code for a protein of 181 amino acids. The record is from RefSeq and is a predicted model, not a curated record.